AUGUCCACGAUCGAGGUCAAAAAGGAAGAAGGCCCGUCCUCGCGCGUCGUGGACGAUGUCGAGAUGGAUGAUGAUCCGAACGUCAAGCGCAGAGGUCGAGGCUUUGAUCCCCGAGGCAAUGGGCCCGCAUCAGAUGGUGUCAAGACGGGCAAGUUCGAAACCCUGACAGAGGCUGAGGCUGAGGACAGCGGAGCCAGCGCAGCAAAGUCUGUGGAAGGAUGGGUGCUAGUUGUGACCAACGUGCACGAGGAAGCCACCGAAGAGGAGGUGAUUGACAAGUUUGCAGACUAUGGGGAUGUCAAGAGCUGUCACCUCAACCUCGACAGACGAACCGGCUAUGUCAAGGGAUAUGCGCUUUUGGAGUUCGCCGAAUACGACGAGGCGCAAGCGGCGAUCCAAGCAUGCACCGACGGACUCACACUCAUGGAUGAGGAGCUCAAGGCCGACUUUGCGUUCGUUCGACCACCACCGGGUGCACCCGCUCCCCGAGGUAGCGCAAGCAGGAGGGGAAAUCGCGAUCGCAGCCGCAGCCCAGGCAGACGUGUCUACUCUCACACCAUCGCCGCCCGCAUCGUCCAUCGACACAACUGCGCAUCGAGCUCUCAUCGUUCAAUUCAGGCAGACACCGCACACUCAGCCACCAUCGACGUCAAGAUGGACGAGGAGAACGUCCAGGCCAUCCCCAACCUGAAGCUGCAGCAGCACCUCUUCCUGCUCGCACAACAUUCCGAGCACCUUCCAGCAUCCACAGCGCAGGCUUCGAAGCAGGCGUUGCUCGAGGGAAUCGAGAAGGAUGAGAUGGCGCCAUACUACCGCCUGAUCCUGGCGGAUGCCUCGCUCAAGGGCCUGGUCAAGGAGGAUGAGGCGCUGCUGAAGCGACUCGAAGCAAAGAACAAGGAGGAGCUGCAGAAGCUGGACGAAAAGCAGAAGGAGGUGGAGGAAAACGAGGGAGAGAUGGAGAUCAACGGCGUGCUUCGUCAGCGUGCCGCCUACUAUGCACAGAUUGGCGACAAGGAGAAGGCGCUGGAAGCACACAACCUUGCGGUGUCCAAGGGCGCCGGAUUGGGCUCCAAGCUGGACCUCACGCUCACCAAGGUGCGCAUCGGACUGUUCUUUGGCGACACGGAUGUGGUGACCGCGUCGAUCGCCGAGGCCAAGAAGCUGGUCGAAGAGGGCGGUGACUGGGAGCGCAGGAAUCGGCUCAAGGUGUACGAAGGCCUGCACCUGCUCUCGAUCCGCGACUUCAAGGCGGGCGGACAGCUGUUCCUCGACGCGCUCAGCACGUUCACCGCCACCGAGCUGCUCGAGUACAACGACUUUAUCACGCUCACGGUACUGGCGAAUGCGCUGACGCUCAAGCGCACCGACCUGAAGAAGAAGAUCAUCGACUCGCCCGAGGUGCUGCAGGUGGUGGACGAGAUCCCGCACCUGCGUGCGUUUGUCACGAGCCUGUACGCGUGCGAGUACGGCAACUUUUUCCGUGCGCUUGCGGAUGUGGAGCAGACGCACAUCCUCACGUCGCGGGCGCUGCACCAGCACGCGCGGUACUAUGUGCGCGAGAUGCGCAUCAUCGCCUACUCGCAGCUGCUGGAGAGCUACCAGUCGCUGUCGAUCGACAACAUGGCCACCGCAUUCGGCGUGUCGGGCGAGUUCAUCGACAACGAGCUCUCGAGGUUCAUCUCGUCCGGUCGAUUGCCCGCGGUGAUUGACAAGGUGCACGGCAUCGUCGAGACGCGCAGGCCAGACCACAAGAACGCCCAGUAUUCCAAGAUCAUCAAGGAGGGCGACGUUCUGCUCAACUCGCUGCAAAAACUGUCACGCACUGCAUUGUAG
Molecule: messenger RNA, 1833 nt
Organism: Moesziomyces antarcticus
Lineage: Eukaryota; Fungi; Basidiomycota; Ustilaginomycetes; Ustilaginales; Ustilaginaceae
Product: PCI-domain-containing protein
Exons: 6
Coding region: 1-1833 (610 amino acids)
Biological process (GO): proteasome-mediated ubiquitin-dependent protein catabolic process
Cellular component (GO): proteasome regulatory particle
Molecular function (GO): mRNA binding
Source: RefSeq, a predicted model, not a curated record